Molecule: messenger RNA, 861 nt
Organism: Cutaneotrichosporon oleaginosum
Lineage: Eukaryota; Fungi; Basidiomycota; Tremellomycetes; Trichosporonales; Trichosporonaceae
Source: RefSeq, a predicted model, not a curated record
AUGCCGUACGCGUAUGUUGUGACUGAUCCGUCGGUUGGUCCUCUUGUUGAACUGGUCGUCCAAUUUCGCACCCAGGUCGAUGAAGAGCGAUUUUACGUGCCUCUCGAGAUCGCUGACGUGGCGGUGAGCGCUAUCGAGUGGGCCACUGGUCAGAAUGCGAACCGCAACUUGGAUGCCGAGCCUUGCGACAAAUGCGCCAACGCCCGCAUGAAGUGCGUUUUCUCGGAACCCGUCGUUGGCGAUACGCGCAAGGGCAUCCGCGGUUGCCUCUAUUGUCACAGUCACGGUAUGGGCGACCGUUGCUCGCGCCGUUUGGACGAAUGGAUCGCCAAGUAUGAGAAACAGAGCAAGGCCUUGGCCUCGCUUUACCGCCUUCAUCAGCAAAGCGAAAGUUUUCACCAGAAGCUCAAGUCGCAGUUUACUUUGCCAUACAGCCGCGAGCGUGACGAAGUAAUCGUCAAUACGCUUGACCACUGGCGUCGCGAUGUCGCCAAUAACCUUAACUCGUUCGCCAUCGCGGAGGGUUAUGGUGAUAUGGGUUUGGACAAAAACUUCCACAAAACCGUCGCCAAGUACAGCGUGUUCGACACGCUUACUCAAGCUGCCGCUGCUUCCGUGAACACCGCGCCCGCUGGAUUUAUCACCUCGGCUCCCCCCGCUGCUCCUGUCGCUGGCCCCGGUCCGUCAAGUCGCAAGACGAUUAAGGAGCGCACGACUAUCGUCCUGUCUGACGAUGAGGGCGGUACCCUUGACAAUGAUCUAUACCGUCAGGUUAAGUUGUACGAGGAGCGGAAGGCGAAGGACAAGGGCAAGGGCAAGGCUGUCGACCGUUCUCAGUUUUCCUCUUCUUCAGACGUGUAG